UUAAUCAGAUGCAGGUCACCUAUGCAACCUGGACUUGGUCUUCUCACAGCCUCCGCUGCCUGAGACAAGUUUUAUUCCAUGCAUAGAGGUAUAUUAUACGCAUGUCGCUGUUCAUUUCUUCAAGUCCGGCACUGUGAGUCUUGGUAAUCGGACUUCCGGCAUGGCUCUUUAUUUUUCUUGUUUUUUUCCGAAUUGAACACUCUAGCCUGUUGGAGAAGGGGUAUAUAUUCCUGCCUUUGGACUGGUUCUGUCCCUCUUCUCCUUUCCCUUCGUUUCGUGUUUCACAACCCAAGUACAAAGACAUCAACCUCGAGACUCUAUCGAAAAACGUUCAUUGUCAACGACUACCUUGAUCAACUGCGGAUUUUAAAAAGCGACAAGAUGAUGUCUCUCUUUUUCGUUUUGUCAUGCUUCUUGUUGGCCAUGGUGCCAACAGCAUUCGGGAAUCACGAAACGGCCCGGCCUCUCACGUCGCCCCCCUUUGUUGCAAAUAUCUCGGUUGAUGGAGACAAGUCGGUUACUCUCAAGGUGACAACUGUCACCUAUAUCAGCGCCAAGAACUCUACCACGGUGGUGCCUAUUUUGACUCUGUCGACCGUGGUUGAAGAAAUCGCCCAAGAGUCUGUUGCUGGCCUCACCGUUCCAGCUUCCCCUGCCUCAGAGACUACGAGCGCACCUACGCCAUCGGACAAGCCUAGUGUUCACGUUCGCGACUGGAACGCCGCCGAACGAACAAGAAGAGUCAGUCCCUCGAACACGUUUACCACUCUCUAUGGAGCCAGAAAGCCGUCCAACCCUACGAACGGUCCCCCCAUCACUCGGGCCAUACGAGAUUUUCCGUUUUUGGGGAAAACAACCCUCGUCGGAACCCGCGAGCCGUCCAGCCCUACGAACGGUCCCCCCAUCACUCGAACCAUACGAGAUUUUCCGUUUUUGGGGAAAACAACCCUCGUCGGAACCCGCGAGCCGUCCACCAUGACGCACGGCAAUCGAAUUCGCGAGAACCCAGACGGAAUGGACCCUAUCCAAGCCCGCAGCACCUUGUCUACCUCGACCUCGACCACCCUCCCCCCUGUCCCGGACGCCGAAACCCCUUCUGCUCUCAACCUGGAACCCAAGGGGAGCGACAUGGAAAACAAGGACAAGGCCGAGAAUGUGUACCUUGUUUUGAAGGAGGACAGCUUCGGGGAUUUUCUGAAGCACGUCAUUUGCUUUUUUGAUGUUUACUGUGAUGACGAUGCCACCGAUGAAUGGAAGAGAAAGAAGAAAAUAUUUGAGGACCACUGGAUGGUGGAGCCAAUCGCCGCGGCGACGGCGAAGACGGCGGGUCCCACCCCUGACCCUUCUUCGAUGGCCACUACCUCUUUAGCCUCUUACUCUAGCCCUACCUCUACCCCUACCUCUGCCUCCUCUGCACCGACCCUUGACCAGGACCCGGAACCUCAUGCAAAGAGGAGUAACAACACCGACAACGCCGACAACAUUGUCACCAACGAGAUGGGCAACAUGAAUGUGAAUGUGUCACAUGCGACGGAAGGCUUCUGGGAUGGUGUCGCGGAAGGGGCCCACAAGUUUUUUGAUGGUGUCGCGGAAGGGGCCAGCGAGUUCCCUUGCUGGUUUCUUCCUUUUACUUGUCAUCAUUGAUGGCAGCAUAGCGGCUGAAUCGGAGAAAUGGACUGCAGGCAAAGGGAGGGGUGGGGGAAGAGGCAGCGGGCAUGCAUGCGCUGGGAACAAUCGCAGAUGAAUACAGCCAAGGGUAACGGGAACAUGAAGGGAAGUGCGAAUCUUUUGAUGGCAACUAUGUAGAGGUAGAGGUAGUAGCUUGGGCCCUAUUGAGGGCACUGUUACCUACCUCCAAUGGAAUCUGCCACAUUGAGUUGGUAAUGCCCCUGGGAUAUAACGACGAGGGCUUGUGUAUGUUUGAUUUGAUCACUGGUGGGAAUACAGGUUACAUGCAGGAUGUAGGCUUGGGGAGUUGAGCCGCGUGUGACUAUGGGCUCUUUGGAAAACGGAAUCUGCGACUUGCUUGAUUUUUAGUUUGGUUUAUCUGAAGGACACGGAGAGCUUGCAGUGCCCUGAUUUUGAGAUUGACGAAGAAAGAUUGGAUACAUGUAUUACAAGGGAGAAAGCCCAAGUGUACCUCUUGUGAGAAUGAUUUCG
Molecule: messenger RNA, 2160 nt
Organism: Neurospora crassa OR74A
Lineage: Eukaryota; Fungi; Ascomycota; Sordariomycetes; Sordariales; Sordariaceae
Exons: 2
Coding region: 382-1644 (420 amino acids)
Source: RefSeq, a predicted model, not a curated record